GAUUACAAAGAACAACAUACGACAACUACCGUAGAUUUUACGGAGGACUUGAAAACGAUUCAUGAUGAGCUCGCUCAUCGGAACGUCGAACAUGGCGUUUUUGAUGGCAAAGGUCAUAUUCGAAAAUAUGAUUCACCCGAAGAAAUUUUACAAAUACAGGCUCGAUUACUAUAA
Messenger RNA from Funneliformis geosporum, 174 nucleotides. The record is from the annotation of a GenBank genome assembly. Lineage: Eukaryota; Fungi; Glomeromycota; Glomeromycetes; Glomerales; Glomeraceae.